Molecule: messenger RNA, 504 nt
Organism: Chelmon rostratus (copperband butterflyfish)
Lineage: Eukaryota; Metazoa; Chordata; Actinopteri; Chaetodontiformes; Chaetodontidae
Product: mannose-specific lectin-like
Exons: 3
Coding region: 67-417 (116 amino acids)
Source: RefSeq, a predicted model, not a curated record
GUGAAUUAACGCCUUGCACUUCACUCCUUUUGCAGUCUGUCUGAGGUGGAUCAUUCAAGCCUAAUCAUGAGCAGGAACUUCUUGUCCAAAAAUGAUGAGCUCCGCAAGGGAGACUUUCUGCUGUCCAACAACGGGCAGUGGAAGGCUGUUUUCCAGGAAGACGGUAACUUUGUCAUCUAUGGCUGGAAGCCUGUGUGGGCUUCAGACACUGCCGGAUCAGACGCUGCCCGUUUGUGCAUGCAGGCUGACUGCAACCUGGUCAUGUACAACAAAUCUGAUGAACCCAGGUGGCAUACUAACUCCGCCAAAUCCAGCUGCAACAUGUGCCGCCUUUACCUGACCGAUGACGGCAAACUGUCGGUGGACAGGGAGUGUGAUGAGAUUUGGAGCUCUUCUAGCUCCAAAGGCAUGAAGUAAUGAAAUGAUGCUUUUGAAAUUUAUUGCACAUGAAAGUUAUUUUUGGCUGUCAACUGGAAUCAAAUAAAAGAAAAUUCUAACAAUGCA